Messenger RNA from Eruca vesicaria subsp. sativa (arugula), 1310 nucleotides. NCBI's taxonomy places the organism in Eukaryota, Viridiplantae, Streptophyta, Magnoliopsida, Brassicales, Brassicaceae. The record is from the annotation of a GenBank genome assembly.
AUGGAAGCAACAGCAAGAAUCUUCAACACUUCUUCUCUCAAUCAUCGCGUCCUUCUCACCAAGAUCAAUGUAAACCCAUAUUCCCUCUCUCUCAAAUCCACAAACAACCUCUGUUUCCCCUCUCGCAAUGCCGCUCGUACACGCUGCUCAUCCCUUCCUUCGAAUCACAACCUCUUCAAAUCCCUCCUCUCCCUCACCUCAAACCUCCACCCCCAGAACUCCGCAGUCCACGCGAACCCACUCCGAUCCGAACCCAACGACGGCGUAGCCAUCUGGAACCUAGCUCCACGAGUCGUGAACGGAGGAGGAAAGGCCAAUACGUUCGGAGAGAACGGGAAAGAGACGACGGUGGUUCUCCUCGGUUGGUUAGGAGCGAAAGCGAAACACCUGAGGAGAUAUGUGGAGUGGUACAAUUCUAGAGGAAUUAACGCCGUUACUUUUACCGUCGACGUUAAGGAUUUGGUUCGGUUGGAUCUUGGACGGCGGCUUGAACGGCGGAUAGCUGAGUUUGGGGAUGAGUUGGUUAAUUGGGUGUCGGAGAAAGAAGAGGACGGUAGAGAGAGGUGCUUGGUGUUCCAUAGUUUCAGUAACACUGGUUGGCUUGUCUAUGGUGCGUUGUUGGAGAGCUUCGUGGUCAGACAAGAGUUGGUAGAAAAGAUUAAGGGUUGUAUCGUUGAUUCAGGAGGAGUAGAUCCUCUAGAUACCAAGAUCUGGGCAGCUGGUUUUACUGCUGCUAUACUGAAGAAACGUAGCUCCACCAUUAACACUGAACCAAACAGUCCCGGAAACGAAGAAGAUGAGCAAAAGAAGGAACCUUUUGGAAUCGAAAGCAUGAUGCUAUCAUCUCUAGAGAAACUCUUCCCCAUGGUCUUAAACAUCCCAGAAGUCAACAUGAGGCUAACGAGAAUCACCCAGAAACUCUAUGAGAACCAUCCUCCAUGCCCUCAGCUUUAUCUUUACAGCUCAGGGGACAAAGUUGUUCCGUCUCAUUCAAUAGAACUCCGGAUUAAAGAACAGAAGAAGAUUGGAAGAAACGUACAUAGUUUCAAUUUCAAGUCGUCUCCACAUGUCGAUCACUACCGGAAGUUUCGUGACAUGUAUUCCUCACAUCUACACAACUUCUUGCAAGAGUGCUUCAAGCCAAUAAAGCAGCAGCAAGAGCAACAGCAAGUUGUCUGAUUUGAGAACAUAAAUUUCUUGGUUCGUUUUCGGCUUAAUGAUUCGGUUUCUGAUUCUGCUCUCUCUUGUAAGAUGAUGAUGAUACAAGUUGCGGAUACGGUGAAGCGUUACGAAAUAUAUAAAAAAAAAAG